GACGGCCCCGACGGCUCGGCAGUGCCCAUCUACGUGCCGUUCCUCAUUGUGGGCUCCGUGUUUGUCGCCUUUAUCAUCUUGGGGUCCCUGGUGGCAGCCUGUUGCUGCAGAUGUCUCCGGCCUAAGCAGGAUCCCCAGCAGAGCCGAGCCCCGGGGGGUAACCGCUUGAUGGAGACCAUCCCCAUGAUCCCCAGCGCCAGCACCUCCCGGGGAUCGUCCUCACGCCAGUCCAGCACAGCCGCCAGUUCCAGCUCCAGCGCCAACUCAGGGGCCCGGGCGCCCCCUACAAGGUCACAGACCAACUGUUGCUUGCCAGAGGGGACCAUGAACAACGUGUAUGUCAACAUGCCCACGAAUUUCUCUGUGCUGAACUGUCAGCAGGCCACCCAGAUUGUGCCACAUCAAGGGCAGUAUCUGCAUCCCCCAUACGUGGGGUACACAGUGCAGCAUGACUCUGUGCCUGUGACAGCUGUGCCCCCUUUCAUGGACGGGCUGCAGCCUGGCUACAGGCAGAUUCAGUCCCCCUUCCCCCACACCAACAGUGAACAGAAGAUGUACCCAGCGGUGACUGUAUAACCGAGAGUCACUGGCAGGUUCCUUUACUGGAUGGAGAGGAAGGCAGGGGUGGAUUCUCGAGGCAGAAGUCUGCACGUGUCGGUCAUGUUUAUGGCACGAUUCCUUUGGAUGGCUUCAUUUGCCCCCAAACUGUAGGAAGAUAUCUCCGAAUUAGCAUUUCUGGAUAUGUUUCAUCCGGGGUGUCAUUGAUUUAUCAUGGAAAACCGGCCUCAGCUGGCCAGUGAUGUUGCUGAUGAGUGUGUAACAAAUGCUUGAGUCCUAAGUGCCCUUGAGGUAUGGUUGGCGAAGGAAUUUUAUAAACUGAUAAAUUAAGGGUUUUUGUUAUGUUAUUAUUAUUAUUUCUUUUUUGUUGUUGACUGCACAAGAUCAAAAUACCUGUUAUUUCCCUUUUACCUGGGCCUUUUUUUUGUUGUUUUUUAAAGACAGGGCCUUGCUCUGUUGCCCAGUCUGGAGUACAGUGGUGCGAUCUUGGCUCACUGCAACCUCAGCCUCCCAGAUUUAAGCGAUUCUCCUGUCUCAGGCUCCCAAGUAGCUGGGAUUACAGGUGCCUGCCACCACACCUGACUAAUUUUUGUAUUUUUUGUAGAGAUGGAAUUUCACCAUGUUGGCCAGGCUGGUCUCAUACUCCUGACCUCAAGCAAUCUGCCUGUCUUGGCCUCCCAAAGUGCUGGGAUUACAGGCGUGAGCCACCGCACCUGGCCUGAGCUUUUUUUUUUUUUUUUUUUUUUUAAAUGCAUACAAGAUUAAGGGGAAGACACAAAUUACAGGACUAUUCUAAAAGAAAACCUGUUUAAACCUUGUGAAAUCAGUCCAGUCUCGGUAUUCCACAGGUACACCUUAAUUUCAUUGUAAAAAGAUAUAUAUAUUUUGUCUAUUUUUGUGCUUUUUCGGGCCUAUUUUGUCCUUUUUUACCUUGUGUAGAGAUCUUACUACAAAGUGAUUUUCUACAUUAAAAAAAGACUGAAAUGAAUUGUAUAGUUACUUAACUAAUGAAGACAUUUCAGAACUCUGGGAUUAUUUUAAUCUUGAAGUAGUAGGUGGUGUAGUAAUAAAACUAUUCAUCCCUUCUUGAUUGUAUCUUAAUUUUCUGGCUUUAAGGUGACAUCUGAGAGGUAAUGCGUUCUUUUUUAUGUUGAAAUCAUAAAUUAUCACCCACUGCUUCUCUGAGUUGCUUUUAAUUUUGCCUUGUGGUUAUGGCUUGGCAUUUCCUUCUGUUUGGUUUUCAGAUCCCCAUGUCUAUAUAGUCCUGAGUGCGAGUAAUUACUAUAGUUGUAAAUGAAGGUCAGUAUUUCUGCCUAGAUCUGAUAAAACAUUUUCUUGUUUUAGUUAUAAAAAUUCAAAGAAAUGUGUUACAAAGUUACUUAGUAUAGCUUCUCAGCCGUAACCUGAGACAUGGGAUGAAAUUUAACCCACAGAUAUGAUUUACUUUGUAGAUCAUAAGGUUUUUUAUACUCUUGUUAUCAAAAUGGCUUAUUUUUCAGGCAGUAGAGAUUAUUAAGUCAGGAGAAAAGCUUUUCAAAGUAGUAUUGCCUUUCUUCUCCCACACAGUUCUUGUUUUCCUCUCUCUUUCGGGCCUCAACAGGUGCUGUAUUCAUUGCCAGUGUUACAAAUUAUCAAAUUCAAGCGAAUUUAUUUGUGUAUUGUUUACUUAUAAAAAAGGUAACUUUAAGGAUGUGCAAGUAAAUUUCCAACUGCUAGCAAAGCCAAGGUUUGUAAUUAAACAAAUUAUUGUGUGGUAUGGUCUUCUACGCAUUUAUAUCUAUAAAUAUCUAUCAUCUAGUCUGUCUCUUUCAUGACUGAAUAAUGUAAAACCAUUGUUUGCAAUUGGUAUCAUCAAAGAUACUCAUUUUUUAAAUAACCAAAGGCAGGGGAAAAUCAUUUUACUUAUUAAUAAAUAUUUUAUGAUGUGAA
Molecule: messenger RNA, 2487 nt
Organism: Sapajus apella (tufted capuchin)
Lineage: Eukaryota; Metazoa; Chordata; Mammalia; Primates; Cebidae
Gene: SHISA2
Product: shisa family member 2
Exons: 2
Coding region: 169-576 (135 amino acids)
Source: RefSeq, a predicted model, not a curated record